Arachis duranensis is the source of this 711-nucleotide messenger RNA. RefSeq lists its product as uncharacterized. The transcript has a single exon. The record is from RefSeq and is a predicted model, not a curated record. NCBI's taxonomy places the organism in Eukaryota, Viridiplantae, Streptophyta, Magnoliopsida, Fabales, Fabaceae. The coding region runs from base 1 to 711 and encodes 236 amino acids.
AUGAGAGCAACUCCAUUCCACCAUUCCAUCCUCGAGGUCCAGCUACCAAAGCAUUUUGAUAAGCCGACGGACAUGAGGUACGAUGGAACUCAAGAUCCACAUGAGCAUCUGACGGCCUUUGAGGCCAUAAUGAAUUUGGAGGGAGUAGGUGACGAAGUCAGGUGUCGUUCUUUCCCGGUCACCCUGGCAGGACCUGCAAUAAGGUGGUUUAAUAGCCUCCCGCAAGGUUCUAUCUCCAGGUUCUUGGAUAUCAGCCGCGCCUUCUUAGCCCAAUUCACCACCCGAAUCGCAAAGACGAAACACCCGAUCAACUUACUCGGGGUGACACAAAGGGCAAGCGAGCCGACCAGAAAAAACUUGGAUCGCUUCAACGAUGAGUGUUUGGAGAUUGAUGGCCUAACCGACUCGGUGGCCAGUUUGUGUUUGACGAACGGACUUCUGAAUGAGGAUUUCAGGAAGCAUCUCACAACGAAGCCGGUGUGGACGAUGCAGGAGAUCCAAAGCGUCGCGAAGGAAUAUAUCAACGAUGAAGAAGUCAGUCAAGUCGUGGCUGCCAACAAGCGGCAUCCCUAUUACCAUCAACCUCGGCAGCACGGUGGCAGAGAAAGGCAGAAGGAGCGCGCCAGGGACGGCGGUCCAGGCAAGACAUCCGGGCCGUUUACUCGAGUCGGGAAGUUCACCAAUUAUACCCCCUCGCCAUCCCCAUUAUAG